AUGCCUGCCUCUUCAAUAUCCAGCUCAGGCUCCGCCUGGCUGCCAACCACAUCGACUACAAGACAUAGAAGGAUAUCACCUGCCACAGGGUUUAUAAAUACAAUAUGGCUACCUUUCCUCCUUGGCUCGAUAUUUCUCGCCGGUAUAUCGCAUGCGGAAAUCAGCCUCGUAUAUUGUUCAUCAGAAAACACAGGAAUAGGCAAACUUGCACCCAAAGAUGGGGUUAAGCAUUUCAACUAUAUAUACCAAUCGGACGGAAAAUGCCAUGAUUUUUGUAUCCAAGAUUAUGCCUUCGCGAUUGUACUUUGGCAAGAUUGCUGGUGUUCAAACUUCCCGCCUAUUGACCUGAAAAAUCUGGAUGAUUGUGGUGAUAGUUGUCCUGGGUUUCCAGACGACAAAUGUGGAAACCGCACGGCAAUCUACUACAACUAUAUUGAACUCACCCAGCACUUGCCAAGUUCCAGGACGGAUUUACCCGCUUCCACCACCAGUGUACGUUCUUCCACCCGGGUGAAACCUACGUAUUCGGUUACCGUGUCGGUGUCGGUGUCGAUUCCUGUGACUGUCUUCAUCACACCUUCCGAACCAGUAAAGACAGAAGGGCCGGACACUAAGACGACUGAUCCUGCAACUUCAGAACCUCCGGGCACCCCUGUUGUUUCCGUUGUCACCAUCCAGGGUUCCCAGCAUACAGUGACAGUCACACCAGCCGCUACCGGCCCGUCAAAUAGCAGUUUCCCCAUGAGUUCUUCUGACGGCAACAACUUUUUCUCAGAUGCUGGUCGGGUGGCUGGUGUAUUUGUUGGUGUAGCAGCAGCCAUAAUACUUCUUUUGGCUGUGAUAUUUUUCCUCCGGAGGCGCAAUAAUGACCGGCGGAAAUCUGUCGACUCAUCGAACCACCCCGAGAUGGGAAUGUCGGGAGCAGGUUCGCCGAAUUUGACUGGUAGCUCCAGUCCCACCGGCCGACCGCGUUCGACUAGUACCCUCGGCCUUGUCGGUGGCUUACAGGACAAGGCACCAGUAAUAACGACGACCGGCUUCACUGAGACCGACCGGGUUACAGAUCAAAGAUUGGAUCCAAAUCAAAUUUGGAUGCGGUUUGACAAUGACAACGGUAGCCGCGUGAGUCUGAGGUCUUUGCAAGACAACCAGGACUACUCACGGAGAGUGCUUAAGGUACAUACCGUCCCCGAGGAGGAUUGCUGA
Orbilia oligospora ATCC 24927 is the source of this 1206-nucleotide messenger RNA. RefSeq lists its product as uncharacterized. Lineage: Eukaryota; Fungi; Ascomycota; Orbiliomycetes; Orbiliales; Orbiliaceae. The record is from RefSeq and is a predicted model, not a curated record. The transcript has 3 exons. Bases 1 to 1206 code for a protein of 401 amino acids.